AUGGAGCCUGACCAUGCUAUACACAUACUGGAAAGAGUUGUAGACAAGCAACAUGUUUACUAUGAACCAAUGGACGUCUUCAGCUUGAAGAUCAGGGGCAGUCUAAAAAGGAAAGUUCCGGAUUAUUGCGUACUCCAGAGAUCCGUCGUGAUAACUCCGACCAUGAUGUAUGUCGCUUCGCCCCUCAUGGAAACUUCGAACAGGAUCACUCGAAAGUACGCUGCUGAUGCCGACCGCUUUAUACGAGUGAAAUUCUCCGACGAAAAAAAUGAGGGUGUUUUGCGCAAUAUGCCCGGUAACAGGGCUGAAGCAGUAUUCAGCAGGGUGCAUCAUGCUAUGACACAGGGUGUCGUGGUCGCAGGUCGUUACUACGAAUUCCUUGCCUUUGGAAACUCUCAGUUUCGUGAACAUGGUGCUUACUUCUAUGCUCCCACAUCUUCCAAGUCAGCAGACGACAUCAGGAUUUCUCUAGGUAAAUUUGAUCACAUCAAGACCGUCGCCAAAUUCGGUGCGCGAAUCGGACAAUGCUUCUCGACUACCCGUAAGAUGAGAAACUCUGUUAUUUUGCAAGAGAUAGAUGACGUUGAACGUAAUGGACAUACCUUCACAGAUGGAGUUGGGAAGUUGUCUCUCUUCAUUGCUCAGAUGGCGGCGAAAGAACUUGGACUACCUAAUCCUUUCGACGACCCACCCACAUUGUUUCAAUUCCGUCUGGGUGGCUACAAGGGCGUACUCGCGCUUGAUCCCAGCAUACAAAAGAGCGAAGUACAUGUGCGGCCCAGCCAACACAAAUUUGUGGCUGAGUAUUCGGGCCUCGAGAUCAUUCGAUCGUCUGCUCUCGCAACUCCAUUCUUCAACCGGCAGAUCAUUAUGGUUCUCUCGAAUCUCGGUGUGUCGGACCAUGUCUUCAUCCGGAAGCAACAAAAUAUGGUGAAUGACUACGAGAAUGCAAUGUCAGACGAACAAAUUGCCGUACAGAAACUGCGAAAACAUAUCGACAUGAACCAGACUACGUUGACAAUGGCCGGUAUGGUACUGGAUGGCUUUAUGAAAUCGCAGGAGCCAUUCGUCAUGUCUUUACUUAUGCUCUGGAGAUCUCACACCAUCAAGAACCUAAAGGAAAAAGCAAGGAUUGCGGUAGAAGACGGAGCCUUUGUUCUUGGAUGUGUAGAUGAAAGUGCCCUGCUUAAAGGCCACAUGGAUGACCCGCAGUCCAGGCUCGAUGCAACAAGAGAUGAAAAACUUGCGACACUGCCAGAGAUAUUCAUGCAGGUUGACGACACCACUAAGCCGGGGCACUAUAAAAUCAUCGAAGGACUAUGUGUGCUCGCACGCAAUCCGUCAUUACAUCCAGGCGACCUCCGGGUUGUCCGUGCAGUUGACAUACCGGCACUCCGCCACCUCAGGAACGUAGUCGUUCUGCCACAAACUGGAGAACGAGAUCUUGCCAGUAUGUGCUCGGGGGGUGAUCUUGAUGGUGAUGACUACAUGGUCCUAUGGGAUAGCCAUCUUUUGCCCAAGAUCAUCAACGUACCGCCCAUGGACUUCACGCCCGAAAAGCCUAUCGAGACCGAAAAACCGAUCACCUCAGAGGACAUCAGCGAUUUUUUCGUGACGUAUAUGAAGAAUGAUUCCCUGGGUCAGAUCGCGCACGCUCAUCUAGCACAAGCCGAUAUCAGUGCUGAUGGCAUCAACGACCCAGUUUGUCUAGAAUUGGCAAAGCUUCACUCCCAGGCUGUCGACUAUCCCAAGAGUGGCAUCCCUGCCAUGAUGGACCGCGAACUGAGACCUAAGAAAUACCCCCACUUCAUGGAAAAGAAACAUUUGCCUUCGAACAAGAUCUACAGAUCAAGGAAAAUUUUGGGUAUGCUCUAUGAUCAGGUACAACUAGUCGAUUUCCAACCGCAAUGGGAGAAUAGAUUCGAUAAGCGAGUGCUUGAAGCCUAUGACCUCGACGGGUCACUACUUCAAAGGGCAGAGGGUAUCAAAGUCGCUUACGAUGAAGCCCUAAGGAGGCUCAUGGCAAAACACGGAAUUCAAACUGAAUUCGAAGCCUGGUCAGUCUUUGUCCUUGCGCAUAACCAUGAGAGUCGAGACUACAAAUUUGCAGAGGAGUUUGGUAGGACAGUGAGCGCUUUGAAGGCACAGUAUCGUGAGGUUUGUUGCCAAUCUGCCGAUUCAUCGGGCGUAGCCGACUGGUCUCACCUAGGACCAUUUGUCGCGGCCAUGUAUACCGUCACAGCUAAAGAGAUGGAAGCUGCCCUGUGCGAGUGUCAAGCGACCAAGACAGUUGCGGGCCAACAGGUAUCUGCCCGUACGAUGGAUCAGGAGCAUAUGCCCCUCAUCUCGUUUCCCUGGAUCUUUGCAAGCGAGCUAGGGAAGAUUGCGACGAGCGUAUCAGCUGCCCACAACUCAGAGCUUAUUCAAACUCCGCAAGGCCCAUCCUAUGGACAGAUGAUAUCAAGCAAUAUCUUGAGAUCACGAAGUGCCAUUAAAGAGAGCGAAGUCAGUGUAAACGACGAGCUAUCGAAACUAGACCUUAGUCUCACAAAUCCGGAAUCUGAAGAAAGGGAGGAGACGACUGAAAAACUCAUACAGAAUAAGGGCAGAUACGCCAAGGAUAAUCAGCCAGUAUCGCCCAAUGUAUCUAUGCACGAGGCUUUUGAAGAUGAAAAUCCAUAUGAGAUGGUGUCGACGAAGGAUCUCGGCUCGGAGCCUUUGAAAGCGCAUAUAUCCAACCUGAACCCUACACUUGAGCAUGGCAGCACUCUCUCAGUCACGACAGCGGAAGACUGUAAUAUGACAGCAGCAGCAAAACUGCAUAGGGAGGAACUCUCGGAUGCAAGAAUUCCACCAACUCAACUCUUCACACCUACUACCUCGACAUCUGUUGAGAGAGAGCGAAAGACAAUCAACUUAUCAGAGCAGCAAGGUCAUGAAGUAGUACUUGAGGAUAGGGAGCCGUCGAUUCUGGAUAAGUUUACCAGUCGAUUUGGUGGGAGCCCGGGCCCAUAA
This is a messenger RNA of Plenodomus lingam JN3, 3015 nucleotides long. Lineage: Eukaryota; Fungi; Ascomycota; Dothideomycetes; Pleosporales; Leptosphaeriaceae. The record is from RefSeq and is a predicted model, not a curated record.